This is a messenger RNA of Brassicogethes aeneus, 1604 nucleotides long. NCBI's taxonomy places the organism in Eukaryota, Metazoa, Arthropoda, Insecta, Coleoptera, Nitidulidae. The record is from the annotation of a GenBank genome assembly.
ACUUGUUCACAGUGCAUCAUGUUUGUCGUGUUGCUUAUAUUUGUUGUAACUCUUCUGUACGUUUUGUAUCGACGUACCUUCGAGUAUUGGAAGAGAAAAAAUGUACCUGGGCCCAAACCCACAUUUUUGGUGGGGCAUAUUGGAGAGAGCUUUUUGGGAAAGAAACCCCUAGGGGAUUGCUUUUUUGAUAUAUACAAAGAAUAUGAGGAUUACCCAUUUGUGGGAGUAUACAAAGCGGUAACCCCAUGUUUGCUGGUAAGGGACCCAGAAUUCCUUAAAUGCAUUUACGUGAAAAAUUUCAAAAGUUUUAUGGACAAUGAAAUGUUUGUUGAUAAAAACGUGGACCCAGUUAUGGGUAGAAACCCAUUCUUUACAAAGGACCAUGUCUGGAAAAAGACUAGAGCUCUACUUACACCAAACUUUACGAGUGGAAAGAUGAAAAGUAUGUUUACCCUCUUGGACAAUGUUAGUGAAAAAGCUGUAAUCUACGUAAACAAUCAAAUUGAUGCUGGAGAAAAUUGCCUGGAGGCCAAAACUCUUUGUAUGAAAAUAACUCUGGAAAAUUUGGCGAGUUGUGCUUUUGGCCUGGACGCAAAUUGUUUUAAUGACCCCAACAGCGACUUUCAAGAUAUAGCAAACAAAUUUUUUCGCGAAAAAACGCAUUUCCUUAAAAUAUUUUUAACUAUGGUUAUACCCUCUCUUAUGAAGGUUUUACCCAUAAGAAUUAUUUCCGAAGAGGUGGCUGAAAGGCUGAGAAAAAUUGUAUUUGAGACUGUCGACUACAGGGAAAAAAAUAACGUACAGAGACCAGAUUUUUUGCAAUCCAUGAUGCAAGUAAGAGACUCGACGAAGGAUUUUGAUUCUGAGGACAUGAUGGCCCAUGUAGCCGCAUUUUUCGGGGUUUUUGGGUACGAAACCAGUUCUAUUGUGAUGAGUUUUCUCCUUUACGAAAUUGCUAAACAUCCAGAAGUACAGGAUAAAUUGCGACAAGAAAUCAACGACGCCAUGGAUAAAAAUGGUGGAAACUUGACGUAUGAUAAUAUAAUGGAAAUGGAAUAUCUAGAUGCCUGUCUUAAUGAAUCUCAAAGAAAAAACCCUUUCAUAGGAGCCCUCUUCAAACUAUGUACAGAAAAAUUCUCUUAUAAACCAACCAAAACAUCUGAAUUUAAAGACAUCGAAGUCACCGUAGAUGUUGGUACUGUCAUGGUUAUCCCAGUUAAAGGUCUAUUUCUCGACCCAAAAUAUUUUGACGAACCCCAUAAAUUUAAUCCUGAGCGUUUUUUGAAGGAAAAUUUGAAGGAUGAUAGAUCGCAAGGUGUUUUUAGACCGUGUGGUGAUGGACCAAGAGUUUGUAUUGGUCAAAAAUUCGGUAUGUUACAAAUUAAAAGUGGAGUGGCGCAUAUUAUUCGUGCAUUCUCCAUAAGUGUCAACCCAAAAACAAAAGAACCUCUACAAUUUGAUCCCUGGCAUGUAACCCUUUCACCGAAAAAAGGAUUGUGGUUGAAUUUUCAAAAAAUCGAAUAAACAAUGAUAAAAAAGUAAAUAAAGAUAGUUUUUUUAUUUUUUUUUUUAUUUUACAUUCAUUUAUUUAAUUUAAUUUUGAG